UCCCAGGAACUGCCGUUCCUGCACCCCAGCGAGACCAGCGUCCUGAACCGGCUCUGCCGCCUCGGCACCGACUAUAUCCGCUUCGCCGAGUUCGUGGAGCAGUACACGGGACACGUCCAGCAGCAGGAUCAUCCAUCUCAGCAAAAUCAGAGUGGAUUACAUGGCAUUUAUUUGCGAGCCUUCUGCACAGGUCUUGAUUCAGUGCUGCAGCCGUAUCGACAGGCACUACUUGACCUAGAACAAGAGUUUCUGGCUGACCCACAUCUUUCCAUCUCGCAUGUUAAUUAUUCCUUGGACCAGUUUCAGUUACUCUUCCCCUCUGUGAUGGUCAUGGUGGAACAGAUCAAGACUCAGAAGAUUCAUGGAUGUCAGAUAUUGGAGACGGUCCACAAACACAGCUGUGGGGGGUUGCCUCCUGUUCGCAGUGCUCUUGAAAAGAUUCUUGCUGUGUGUCAUGGAGUCAUGUAUAAGCAGCUGUCUGCCUGGAUGCUGCAUGGAUUGCUACUAGACCAGCAUGAAGAGUUCUUCAUCAAACAGGGCCCUUCUUCCGGGAAUGUCCCUAGUCAACCUGAAGAAGAUGACGACGACCUAGGAAUUGGGGGACUCACAGGAAAACAGCUACGAGAACUGCAGGACCUGCGCUUGAUUGAGGAGGAGAACAUGUUAGCUCCAUCUCUAAAACAGUUUUCUCUGCGAGUGGAAAUGUUGCCUUCAUACAUUCCUGUGCGGGUUGCUGAGAAGAUCCUCUUUGUGGGAGAAUCUGUACAGAUGUUUGAGAAUCAAAAUGUUAACCUGACCAGAAAAGGCUCCAUCCUAAAAAACCAGGAAGACACUUUUGCAGCAGAGCUACAUCGACUUUUUUCGCUCUUCAGUUUGGUGGACUUUGAGUCAGUGGUUGACUGGAUCCGGAGCACCGUUGCUGAGCAUCUUUGGAAACUGAUGGUGGAGGAAUCAGAUUUACUAGGACAACUGAAGAUUAUAAAAGACUUUUACCUUUUGGGAAGAGGUGAGCUGUUUCAGGCCUUCAUUGACACUGCACAGCACAUGUUAAAAACACCACCUACGGCUGUAACAGAACACGAUGUCAACGUUGCAUUUCAGCAGUCUGCUCACAAGGUACUGUUAGAUGAUGACAACCUUCUUCCUCUGCUUCACUUAACCAUUGAGUAUCAUGGAAAGGACCAUAAAGAUCCUUCUCAGGCUCGCGAAGGGCCUUCCCGGGAGUUGUCUCCACGUGAAGCCCCUGCAUCUGGAUGGGCAGCUCUGGGCCUUUCUUACAAAGUUCAGUGGCCACUGCACAUUCUCUUCACUCCUGCUGUUCUGGAGAAGUACAACGUUGUGUUCAAAUAUCUCCUGAGUGUGCGACGAGUCCAGGCUGAGCUUCAGCACUGCUGGGCUCUCCAGAUGCAACGCAAACACCUGAAAUCGAACAGGACCGAUGCUAUCAAGUGGCGUCUGAGGGAUCACAUGGCUUUCCUUGUGGACAAUCUUCAGUAUUAUCUGCAGGUGGAUGUCCUGGAAUCGCAGUUCUCACAGCUCCUGCAGCAGAUAAACGCCACGCGAGACUUUGAAAGCAUACGAUUGGCUCACGAUCACUUCUUGAGUAAUCUGUUGGCUCAGUCUUUCAUCCUCCUGAAACCUGUUUUCCACUGCUUAAACGAAAUUCUGGAUCUUUGUCACAGUUUCUGUUCUCUGGUCAGCCAGAAUCUGGGCCCAUUGGAUGAACGGGGAGCUGCACAACUCAGUAUCUUGGUGAAGGGAUUCAGCCGUCAGUCAUCGCUUCUCUUCAAGAUUCUCUCUAGUGUUCGCAACCACCAGAUAAACUCUGACUUAGCGCAACUGCUGCUACGCUUGGAUUAUAACAAGUACUACACCCAGGCUGGAGGAACCUUGGGCAGUUUUGGGGUUUAAGCAAGACCUUUUCUUCA
Mesitornis unicolor (brown roatelo) is the source of this 1928-nucleotide messenger RNA. RefSeq names its product tubulin, gamma complex associated protein 4 (gene TUBGCP4). The transcript is spliced from 17 exons. Lineage: Eukaryota; Metazoa; Chordata; Aves; Mesitornithiformes; Mesitornithidae. Gene Ontology annotation, cellular component: spindle pole; equatorial microtubule organizing center; gamma-tubulin complex. The coding region runs from base 325 to 1911 and encodes 528 amino acids. Gene Ontology annotation, biological process: mitotic cell cycle; spindle assembly; microtubule nucleation. The record is from RefSeq and is a predicted model, not a curated record. Gene Ontology annotation, molecular function: microtubule minus-end binding; gamma-tubulin binding.